This is a messenger RNA of Aspergillus steynii IBT 23096, 1367 nucleotides long. RefSeq names its product cupin domain-containing protein. The transcript has 2 exons. NCBI's taxonomy places the organism in Eukaryota, Fungi, Ascomycota, Eurotiomycetes, Eurotiales, Aspergillaceae. The coding region runs from base 236 to 1321 and encodes 361 amino acids. The record is from RefSeq and is a predicted model, not a curated record.
UCAUUGGCAGAAUCAUGCAGAACCAGUUUGAUCUGAUAAAAGUCUUUGGGGUGCAGAUGGGGGGAUGGGGAAUGCCAUGAGACUGCCGAGUCUGAUGGGUCUGAUGGAACAGACAGUCUGGAAAUUCCGAAUGACGUUUCAGAAUCCAGCUGUCCAAAUAUAAGGAAGGAGGUCGCAAGACACUCAGGACGAGAAGCAAGACAAGACAACAGGACCUUUGCGGCGUAGACUCACCAUGAACCUCCUCUUCCUCUCCCUGCUGCCUCUGGUGGCGUCGCAGUCCCUCAGCGAUCUCUAUGUCAACGAUGCACCUUCUUCGCCGCGACCGUACAUCAUCCCUCACUAUGCCGACUCGCACGCUGUCACCGUAGGCAGCCAGCUUUAUCGCUUCACGGUGACGGGGCCUUCGUCCGACUAUGCCUUCACGCUGAUGAGCACCAAUGCCCCAUCCAGUGGCAGCCUGGGCGUACUCCCCCAUAUUCACCAGAAGCACUAUGAGAAUUUCUUCAACUUCAAGGGUCGCUUUCAGUUGUGGGCGCAGCACGGCGAUGGAGAACAACAGGGACGGCUGUUGACGCAGGGAGACUACGGAUCAGUCCCCAGGAACACCACGCAUACGUUCCAGAUCUUGGAUCCCGAUACCGAAAUGGUGGGAGUCGUCGUUCCGGGCGGAUUCGAGGACUUGUUCUACGCUCUCGGCCAGAACUUCUCCUCCGCAACCAACACGCCCUACAUUCCUCAGGCCAGCAACACCUCGGGCCAGGACUCCAACGCCGUUUCCGGCCUGGAAUCCUUCGACGUCUACGCUCAGCUCGACUUCCAGCCGCGUCGGGAUUUCGCCAACGGCUCCGCUCCCUCCGAUGAGGGCUGGCAUAGCGAGUCGGACUCCUUGGGCCAGUCAGGAAAGCCCUACUUCGUCGCCAACAACUACGGACCGAAGUACCUCAACUCGGAGCACGGCGCAUACCAGAUUGUGCAGCCGCUCGUCACCAACUCCCAGUCGCAGGACACCAACUUCACCAUGUCCACUCUGAUCGUGAGUCGACAGCGGGCGGCGGCGAAGGCCCCGACGUGGAAUGCGGCCGGAGCGGCGGCGUUCGAGGUGCUGGAGGGAUCACUGAUGAUCCAGAUCGGAGACUACCCGGAAGCCCGACUGGAGAUGGGCGACGUGGCGUUUAUCCCCAAGCACGUCCCCUACCGGUACUGGAACCAGGGAGCCUAUGCAAAGGCUCUGUAUGUCAGCAGCGGCCGCGAGGGCGCCGACCAGCGUCUGAUCCGCGGAGGCAAAAGCUGGGCCUAUCCCACCUUUCCCCGAUACUAAAUUGGCCGUCUGUGCUAGAGCCCAGUAACUUCAAAUGGCGCCAUCG